Molecule: messenger RNA, 1320 nt
Organism: Leptosia nina
Lineage: Eukaryota; Metazoa; Arthropoda; Insecta; Lepidoptera; Pieridae
Source: the annotation of a GenBank genome assembly
AUGAACUUCGAUAUUCGAAAACUUGAAAUCAAAAUUCGAACAAAAUCACAGCACGCAGACGCUGCGCCUGUGCGCGUGCGUGCGCCUGUGUGCGAACCCACCCUGCGUGCACGUACACGGCCCGCGCGGGCCCCGCCCCUCGCUGCUCACACGGCUGACUUGAAAUCAGAUGGCUCGGCCAGUCGCAAGAUAGGGGUGUGCGAUAGGGGUGUCGGUGUGGUGUUUCCGUGGCACGGCAGCGGCGUGGCUCUCCACGGGGGCUGGGGGCGUGCGGCGCCGGCGCCCGCGCACGCCGCCACGCUGGUGGGUGGACUGGUGGCGCCGCCGCGGGAACCCACCACGGCGGCCGAAGCUUUUUGGAAAAUGCCACAUAAAGAUGAGCUGAUGCAUAGCGCAGCGAUGGGCGGUGGUGCGCUGUUCGGCUGUUCUUCAGCUGGGCACAGCGGCAUCAACCAGCUGGGAGGGGUCUACGUUAACGGCAGACCGCUACCUGACUCCACGCGGCAGAAGAUAGUGGAACUGGCGCACUCGGGGGCGAGGCCCUGCGACAUCAGCAGGAUACUCCAGGUCUCCAAUGGCUGUGUGUCCAAGAUUCUUGGAAGGUAUUACGAGACGGGGUCGAUAAAGCCGCGUGCGAUUGGCGGGUCCAAGCCGCGGGUCGCGACCACUCCCGUGGUGCAGAAGAUCGCGGAUUACAAGAGAGAGUGCCCUUCGAUCUUCGCGUGGGAGAUCAGGGAUCGUUUGCUGAGUGAAAACGUGUGCAAUAACGACAAUAUUCCUAGUGCAGACAUAGCCCCACCUCUGGAAGCCGAACGUAGAAACGUGAACCUACACAAGAGACCGUUAGCUGCGCAUGAAAUUUUAGAUGCUUUAGAAAAUGUUUCUGAUAAUGAAGAAGAUUAUAGAGAACGACUGAUAUGUAUUCUACCUCCUCCUGUUGAUCCUGACUGUCUCACUGACGAAGAUUCGGGUGAAGAAGAUAAUGUAACUUUGAAUAAUUUGCCACGAAACAUUCUGCUUCAACCGGCUGAAGUAAUGAUUCAAGGGCAGAUUAUGGUAUCAUCAAUAAACCGGGUAUUACGGAACCUUGCGUCGCAAAAGGAGCAAGCUGCGUCCGCGCAGAAUGAUAGCGUAUAUGAAAAGUUGCGAAUGUUCAACGGCCAGGCGGCCACAGGGUGGUGGUAUCCCGGUUUACCCACGGCACCAGCGCCGACCAUACCAGCACCUUUACCGCCACAACUAAAUCGGCCGGCUGAGGAGCAUAAAAGAGGUAGGUAUUCCUUCCACGGGUCUAUCUUCGUUUGGCUAUUUGGGCGAUAG